AUGCAUGGCGUCGUGCUGGAUGUCACUAGCCCAGUAGGCUCACAGAAACUUCAGCCAGUGACGGCAGAAGAGUGCAUCCUGAGAAGACAGUUCUGCAGCCCUCCAUUCAGGUUAGGUAUUGAUGGAUUAAAAAACAAAAACAAAAAAGCAAGGCACAACCCUCCUGGGCCUGUUUCUCCUGAACUCCUUCUUGUUUUGGGUAACCCCAGUGCUCCUUGUCAUGUGGAUACCAUGUUCAAAUGCUUCAGAGCCAGGCUGCAUGGGAGAAAGCCCGUGCCAGCCACUGCACCAGGGCCCGAAAGUGUGCAUGCGGGUCAUAAUUUCAGUCCUUCAGCCUCAGUGAAGUCUUGUUACAGAGUAUUACUGAGUUGCUCACCUGCACAAGCCACCUGGCCUGAAAUUUUGGAAUCUCCUAUGAUCCUUGCCCUGGCUGAGGGCUUUUUGAGACAAUCUGUCCAUGACUGUGCGGUGGUGAAUGGAGGCUGCCCGCAGCGCGGUAGUAACACUCUGCGCACCUUCCGCUGUGAGCGUGAUGCAGGAUGCGGACGCCGUGCUGCCGAACACACCUGCAGAAAGAUGGACCCCUGUGCAGGCGGAAAUGGAUGGGCUCACACAUGUCAGAAUGAGAAUGGCAUGCCCAGGUGUGCCUGCCACCCAGGGUACCAGCUGUCUGAAGACAAAACCUGCGAAGAUAUAAAUGGAUGCACUGAGGAUCUUGCUCACUAUGGUCAUUGCUGUGUGAACUCAGUGGGAUCUUUCACGUGUCGGCCGGCUGGCUUUGAGCUGGGAGCUAAUGGGAAACAGUGCUACGGGAUUGAAUUGGAAAUUGUCAAUAGCUGUGAGAAGGACAAUGGUGGUUGUUCCCAUCAUUGUGAACAUGCAGUUGGCGGGCCCCAUUGUCCCUGUAACCAUGGACACCAGCUGGAUUCAGAUGGGAAAACAUGCAUAGACCUUGAUGAAUGUGAAAAAGGAGAAGCCUGCUGUGCUCAGAUCUGCAUCAACCAUUUAGGAGGCUAUGAAUGCAGCUGUCAGGAGGGCUUUUUGAUCAGUUCUAAAGGUUGUGGGUGUGACGCUUUAGAUGACGAUGAGCCAGAGAAAGAACUGGAAGUCGUGCAGUUUCCAGGCUUUCUUCAAAGCCCACCUCAACUGCCUCAGUGUGUCAUUGCCUCUCUGCCUCCCUUGUAUGAAGUCAAAGAAGCUGAGGAAGAAGAGGAAAGAGAUUUACAAGAAUGCCCUGUUUUGCACAAAGUUGUCUGUUUAGGCGGCACCUUCAGACAUGACGGCACCUUGAGCUGUGAAGGCUGCAUGAAUGGAGGCCACUGCCAGGAGGGAGGGAACGGCUCCUGCCCGGUAGGUUGGGCUGGUGUUCUUUGGGAUGAAGUAAGUGAUGUCCUGAGAAGUGGUACAGACUGGCAAGCUGCUGGUGGGUGAUUGCAAGGGUUCUUUGGGAAAAAUUGCAGAAGAAAAUGUAACUGCACCAACAAUGGCCAUUGCCGCAGGAUGUAUGGUGCCUGUGUGUGUGAACCAGGGUGCUACGGGAGGUUUUGUCAUCCGAGCUGUCCCAAGGGGGUCUAGGGAGCUGCCUGCUCUUCUGAAUGUCCGUGUGUGGAGAACACCCUGGAAUGCAGUGCCAGAAAUGGUAGCUGCACCUGCAGAUCUGGUUGCCAAGGCAACAGAUGCCAGAAAGACCCUGAACUUCACAUGAAAAGGACGCCUGUUCUUUUGUUCCCUCAAGUAUCACCAAACUCGUACAACCAUCCCAACAUAGAUAUUUCUCAGGAAAUGUUUUCUUUAAUCAAUUUAUAA
Messenger RNA from Chinchilla lanigera (long-tailed chinchilla), 1806 nucleotides. RefSeq names its product EGF-like and EMI domain-containing protein 1. Gene Ontology annotation, molecular function: calcium ion binding. NCBI's taxonomy places the organism in Eukaryota, Metazoa, Chordata, Mammalia, Rodentia, Chinchillidae. The record is from RefSeq and is a predicted model, not a curated record.